Salvia miltiorrhiza (redroot sage) is the source of this 2159-nucleotide messenger RNA. RefSeq names its product squalene epoxidase 3-like. Gene Ontology annotation, biological process: sterol biosynthetic process. Gene Ontology annotation, molecular function: squalene monooxygenase activity; flavin adenine dinucleotide binding. The record is from RefSeq and is a predicted model, not a curated record. The coding region runs from base 43 to 1833 and encodes 596 amino acids. Lineage: Eukaryota; Viridiplantae; Streptophyta; Magnoliopsida; Lamiales; Lamiaceae. The transcript is spliced from 7 exons. Gene Ontology annotation, cellular component: membrane; endoplasmic reticulum.
AAGCUAGUUAGAAAAAGUUUCCCCGGUGAGUCCGAGAUCCACAUGCAUCUUAUAAGAUCCCACCGCCUCUGCUCCGCCGUUGCAGCGCCUUCUUCCGCCUCCGCAAAAUUACGUUUUCCUGCCGGAAUCUCCCGCGUAGCAAGACUAAAAACAAAAAAAUAUUUCCCCGCUUUCCACCUUCACAUGAACACUAGCGCAAUCCUUCCGUAUUCGAGCUGGAAUUUCAGCAGUUUCAAUUGUGUGAGGAUGGAGGCCAACAUUGUCUGGACAUUCUUCACUUUUCUAUUCGGUGUCACUGCCUUGUGCGUUUUACGCCGCAAGAGCAUCGAUUCAGCGAGGGGAAAGAAUGAUGGCAUGAAACGUGGAGGGUCUGAGAUUCGGAGCAACUCGAGCAAUGGCGAAUGCCGACCCGAUGAGGACUCCGAACCGGAUGUUAUUAUAGUCGGAGCCGGCGUUGCCGGUGCGGCUCUUGCUUAUACUCUUGGAAAGGAUGGCCGACGAGUACGUGCCAUUGAUAGAGACUUAUCAGAGCCGGACAGAAUUGUUGGUGAACUAUUACAGCCAGGGGGGUAUCUCAAACUCAUUGAACUGGGGCUUGAAGAUUGUGUUGAGAAUAUUGAUGCUCAGCAUGUGCUUGGCUAUGCUCUUUUCAAGGAUGGGAAAAGCACUAAAUUGUCCUAUCCCCUGGAGAAGUUUCAGUCUAAUGUGGCUGGAAGAGGUUUUCACAAUGGACGCUUCAUACAGAGGAUGAGGGAGAAAGCAGCCACACUUCCCAAUGUACAACUGGAGCAAGGUACUGUAACAUCUCUGCUCGAGGAAAACGGAACUAUUAAAGGUGUACAGUAUAAGACCAAAGCAGGUGAGGAGGUAAAAGCAUAUGCCCCUCUAACAAUAGUUUGUGACGGAUGUUUUUCAAAUUUGAGGCGUGCUCUCUGCAAUCCUAAGGUAGAUAUCCCCUCAUGUUUUGUUGCUUUGGUACUGGAGAACUGUCAACUUCCGUUUGAAAACCACGGGCAUGUUAUUUUGGCAGAUCCUUCUCCCAUCUUGUUUUAUCGAAUUAGUAGCUCAGAGAUUCGCUGUUUGGUUGAUAUACCAGGGCAAAAGCUCCCUUCUGUUUCAAGUGGUGAGAUGGCAAAAUAUUUAAAGACACUAGUAGCUCCACAGGUUCCAACUGAGCUGCAUGAUGCCUUCAUCUCUGCUGUUGAUAAAGGAAGCAUUAGAACCAUGCCCAACAGAAUCAUGCCAGCAGCACCUUAUCCUACCCCUGGAGCUCUAUUGAUGGGUGAUGCUUUCAAUAUGCGUCAUCCUUUAACUGGUGGAGGGAUGACCGUGGCACUCUCUGACAUUGUUGUGCUACAGAAUCUUCUGAAGCCCUUGCAUGACUUGAAGGAUGCUGAUUCAUUGUGUAGAUAUCUUGAGUCAUUCUACACCUUACGUAAGCCAGUGGCAUCCACCAUUAACACUCUGGCUGGAGCCUUGUACAAAGUAUUCUGUGCCUCCACCGAUCAAGCAAGGAAUGAAAUGCGCGAAGCAUGUUUUGAUUACUUGAGCAUCGGAGGGCUUUGUUCAAGAGGACCUGUUGCUUUGCUCUCAGGUCUAAAUCCUCGCCCACUAAGCUUGGUGCUCCACUUUUUCGCUGUUGCUAUAUUCGGUGUUGGUCGGUUGUUGGUUCCAUUUCCUUCUCCAAAACGAUUGUGGAUUGGAGCCAGAUUAAUUUGGGUAUGCAUACAGCAUCCUCUUGAAUGGACAUUUCUGCUCGUAUAUCUGCCAACUUUAUUGAACGACACAUUUUCAUCUCUCAGGCUGCAUCGGGUAUCAUCUUUCCGAUCAUAAAAGCUGAAGGGUUCAGACAAAUGUUCUUCCCUGCUAUGAUUCCUGCGUAUUUUCGAGCUCCUCCAAUCAAAUAAAUGGUGGCAGAGGUUUCGGUUACUGUGAAAAUGAGAAAGAAGAGGCAGUAGAGUUGUGCAGAAAUGAAAUAUAAGCAGAUGUCGAAAAUGUGUGCAUAGUUGUGUAUUAAAUGCUAACUGCAGCAGCUUCUCAAUCAAUCCUUGUGUAUAUACUUUCCAAUUUAAAAUUUUGGGAUAAUCAUCCUUCGAUUUUAUGUCAAACAACUCAGGAUAUUCUCUUCAAUCGCAAGGGAUUUGUCGAGGUCUAUGUUA